Nothoprocta perdicaria is the source of this 1167-nucleotide messenger RNA. It is a transcript of the gene F2RL3, whose product is annotated as F2R like thrombin or trypsin receptor 3. The transcript has 2 exons. The record is from RefSeq and is a predicted model, not a curated record. Gene Ontology annotation, biological process: blood coagulation; positive regulation of Rho protein signal transduction; thrombin-activated receptor signaling pathway. Gene Ontology annotation, molecular function: thrombin-activated receptor activity. Gene Ontology annotation, cellular component: membrane. Bases 1 to 1167 code for a protein of 388 amino acids. Lineage: Eukaryota; Metazoa; Chordata; Aves; Tinamiformes; Tinamidae.
AUGGGGACCCUCCGCGCGGCAGGGCUGUCACACGGGCUUGUCCUCUGCUGGGCCUUCUGCGGACUCUGCCUGGCCUCUCCGGACUACGACGAUUAUUCCCUGAACGGCACCAAUGAGCAGCCGUCAACACCGGAGAACGCGCCGUGUCCUCGCGCCCUUCCCGGAGAAGAGGUGACCAUAGACAACAGCACGUACCUGGUGAUGCAGGCGGCCUCCCGCGCGCAGCUGGCCAGCGCGGUCACGGUGCGCCUCAUCCCCUGCCUCUACACCCUGGUCUUCCUCGUGGGGCUGCCUUCCAACGGGCUGGCCCUCUGGGUGCUGGCCACGCGGGCCGAGAAGCUCCCGUCCACCGUCUUUCUGAUGAACCUGGCCRCCGCCGACCUGCUCCUCGUCCUGGUGCUGCCCUUCAAGGUGUCCUACUACUUCUCGGGGCACCACUGGCCUUUCGGGGAAGGCUUGUGCCGGCUCAGCACUGCCUUCUUCUACGGGAACAUGCACUGCUCGGUGCUGCUGCUCACUUGCAUCAGCGUCGACCGCUACCUGGCCGUGGUGCACCCCUUCUUCUCGCGCUCCUUCCGCACGUCGACGCUGGCCGCCCGCGUGUGCGCGGCCAUCUGGCUCUGCGCCGCCGCCUUCACGCUGCCGCUGGCGCUGCGGCGGCAGUCGUACCCCCUCUACGGAGGGGACGUCACCGUGUGCCACGACGUCCUCCCCCGGCGCCAGGACGACGGCUACUUCUUCUACUACUUCGCCUGCCUCGUCGYGGGCGCCUUCCUGGCUCCUCUGCUGGUGACGGUGCUCAGCUAUGGCGCGGUGCUGCGGGCCCUCCUGCGCAGCGGGAAGCGCUACUCGCACUCGGCGAAGCUCACGGCUCUCGUGCUGCUCACGCUCGUGGCCUUCUACACGCCCAGCAACAUCCUCCUGCUCGUCCACUACUCCAGCUCCUGCUCCAAGCUGCGCGGCAACCUCUACGUCAGCUACAUGGUGAGCUUGGCCGUCAGCACCUUCAACAGCUGCGCCGAUCCCUUCGUCUACUACUACGUUUCRGAGGACUUUCGGGAUAAGGUGAGGAGAAGGUUCUUCAACAGCAGCAAACCCACCACUACGUCCCUAAAGACAUCCAAAGAAACACUCCCUCCAAAAAGUUCCAAGGAUUCGCUGGCAUGA